Molecule: messenger RNA, 1094 nt
Organism: Abrus precatorius (Indian licorice)
Lineage: Eukaryota; Viridiplantae; Streptophyta; Magnoliopsida; Fabales; Fabaceae
Exons: 2
Coding region: 144-1094 (316 amino acids)
Source: RefSeq, a predicted model, not a curated record
AAUCCCCCUACCUUUCUUUCUACCUAUAAUUCCCAAGAAACCUAAACCCCUUUCUCAAAAACAAAACUCUUCCUUUUCAACCCCACUUUUUCCACCUUUCCUCUAAAUUUUAGUUCAAAACAAGACCCAGAAAAAAAAAAAAAAUGCAAUCAUUCACGUCCCUUCUCGCGUGUCUUACUUUUCUUACGCUACAACUAUUCCAAUCCCAAGCUGGUUUACUAGCCCAACCAGUCAACGACCCGAACCAGCCACUCGAACCGGGUCAGUACCCAUCCUCCAACACCGUGCCCGCAUUCCCCGUUCAGACCCAAGCCCAAACCUGCCGCCUCGACCUCUCCAACGAACUCUUCGGCGGCGUCAAGGACGCCUGCGGCAAAGACCUUGACCGGAGCCGCUGCUGCCCCGUCCUCGCCGCGUGGCUCUUCGCCGCCCACGCCCGCACCGCACUCGAAGUUUCCACCGCUCCGGCGCCGACCAGCGCCGACCUUCCGAUGAUGCCGGACGACUCGCAGAAGUGUGUGAACUCGCUCCAAGACUCGCUCCUGAGUCGGAACAUCCGAAUCCCUCAACCAAACGCCACGUGUGACGCUAUUCUCUGCUUCUGUGGCAUCAGACUCCACCAAAUAACGUCGUUAACUUGUUCCGCUGCGUUUAACGUCUCGCUCUCUCACCGAAACGCGACUCCAACCGCUGCCGUUCGCAACUUGGAGAACAAUUGUCGCAACUCUUCUUACGCUGGUUGCACCAAAUGCCUCGGUGCCCUACAAAAGGUGAAGGGGUACAAGAACGAGACGAAGGGUAAUGGAGGGAGUGAUAGGGUUAAGAAGAUGUUUAACAGGGACUGUCAACUAAUGGGUUUGACGUGGUUGCUGGCGAAGAACAAAACGGCGUACAUACCUACCGUUUCGGCGGUGUUGCGUGCCAUAAUGUACAGUGCUCAUCCGCAUGAAUCCAAGUGUAGUCCUGAUCAGGAGAACAUGCCACUGGCCGUCGAUUCGCUUCAGUUCGAGAGUGGGGAUGCGUCAUCGUGGCCGUCCAAGUUUUGGAUUACGGUUUUGCCCCUAAUCAUUCUCUUGUUUUUCGGCUUUUGUUGA